This is a messenger RNA of Drosophila innubila, 1717 nucleotides long. It is a transcript of the gene Cpes, whose product is annotated as ceramide phosphoethanolamine synthase. The record is from RefSeq and is a predicted model, not a curated record. NCBI's taxonomy places the organism in Eukaryota, Metazoa, Arthropoda, Insecta, Diptera, Drosophilidae. The transcript is spliced from 2 exons. The coding region runs from base 394 to 1524 and encodes 376 amino acids.
UAGUAUAAUUAUAAUAUUGUUGUAUUUUUCACAUAUGUAAAAACAUAUUAAAAAGUAAUACUGUUGUUAUCCAUUGCGUCGAAAAGUUAGUUACCGGCAUACAGUUGGACGGGCAUGCUUUUAUACACAUACCGAAAUAUAAAGAAAGCAAAACAUUAACGCGAAUUACCAGUUGCACCAAAUAAAUACAUACAUGUGUACAUGCUCAUAUGUACAUAUAUGUAUGAUCAUAUGGUAUAUACAUACAAAUGUAGGAUAAAUUAUCACUUAAACAAAUAGUUUAACGAAACGAGAUGAAAUGUGUAUUUAUAAAUAUUAAUAAGUGUGUCACUUUGGUACUAUUUGCUGAAAUCUCGAAGAACUUAUAGAUGAUAUCUACCUCACGGCGAGAAAAUGAUUGGGCCGAGUUCACAAAUAAGCAAAAUAUUAUUAACACUAUUGUUUUUGUUAAUAAUAUUUUACGUGUUUAUGGAUAUUGAGCUCUAUUUGCGUAUUCAUAAUUAUGUAAUCAACCGAAAUUAUCAUAUGAAUACUUCGACAUCAAUAGUAAUAACCUCGGAGCCAACAAAUUCACCAUCCGAUCCGAUCCAAAACCUCAAGCUUCCCACCGUUGAGAAAGAGCAGUCAUAUGAAGGAAAUACGUGGAUAUCGUGUGAUAUAAAUCCACUAUGUCAUAUAACAGUGAAAGCAAUACUCCUGGAUCAUACCAAUCAUUAUAUAUUCGCACCGUUAGCCACAAUAUUUGACAAUGUGGUUGGAAUCUCACGUUCUACAUUUAUUACGCCAAACAUGAUAUCGUUUUUCCACGUGGGAGUCGCCUGUGUGUCGGGAAAACUUGUAGCAUCCGAUAGCCUGGGAUAUAGACGACUGGGCGUACUACUCUUUCAGAUCCGUACAUUUUUGGAUGACUUGGAUGGCCAUGUUGCACGCGUCAAGAAGAAUAUUCGUGGCGAACGCUCAGAGAUUGGCACAUCUGGUUAUUACGUUGACGGUCUUUGCGAUGGACUUGGCUGUAUUGCGCUAAUCUUGGGCAUGUUCUUUUACCUGAAAAAUAACCCACCUCGUCGAGGUUACUCAAUAAUUCCAAUGACCGAUUCCAAAUCAGAGCCACCAACAAUGAUCCCCAAAAUGAAAGCAACCACCCGGAAAGUGACGAAAAACGUCAUCAGCUAUACGGGACAACUUUUGUUAAGCUCUACCGCAUGGAAUCGUUAUAUUGCAGUUUACCAAACGAUGUUGGAACGGGAGGAUGUCAGUAGCAGUCAGUACCAGUGCCAGAAUUAUGUAUUCAAGUCAACGUUGUUUUUCUGUGUCGCAUGGAUGUGGCGCGUUGUCAACGUACAUGCCUUGCUCCAUUGCGUUUUGCUUGGUAUCUUCUGUGACAAGCUGUGGGACUUUCUGAGAGCGAUUCGUUACAGUGGAUAUAUAAUAUUACUAGUUGCCAUUUGCUUAACAGAAAUGCACAUAUUGGAGGCCCAGAACUAUAUUUUUAAUUCAGCAGCGUGUAGUAAUAUUUCACUGUGAUUUUACCUUUAUUACGAAAAAUACAAUAAUAUUUUUGUAGUGAAGAUCAACAACGCCUUUUAUAUAUGUAUGUAUAACCUGUAUCAAUAAUUUUUAAUUGUGUUUGUGUACAUAUAAUAUUAUAUUGUGACUGUUAGGGUGAAUAUUGUAGUAUGUAUCUUUGAAAUAUAUAUAAUCUCAUAUUUGCAUACAU